Messenger RNA from Racocetra fulgida, 451 nucleotides. The record is from the annotation of a GenBank genome assembly. NCBI's taxonomy places the organism in Eukaryota, Fungi, Glomeromycota, Glomeromycetes, Diversisporales, Gigasporaceae.
UGAUAUUGACGCUACGACAGUUGCACCCACUGUGCCUACUAUAGUAUCUGAUAGUUCGACAAACUCAUCAAGCGAAAAACAGAUCGAGACCACAGAGUGUCUUACUCAAAGAGCCUCGAGUCUAAGUUGUAAGGGACGCGACAUAAUUCGACCGCCGAUUCCUCCCAACGAAGAUAGUCCUACCCAACCGCCUCAAGAAGUAGCAUACAAAUUACGUCAUAAAUAUAAACGGAGUAAAUGGAUAGACUCAGAGCUUAAAGCCUUAGAGAAAGGUAUGACAAAGUAUACCGAUGAGAGAUUAAUAUGGGUUCAUAUUCUGAAAGAUGAGAAGUAUGGACCCAAAUUAAGGAAUAGAUCUGCGACAGACUUAAAAGACAAAGCUCGUAAUGAGAAAAAAAGACGAGCCAGAGAAGGAAAAUCUAUUGGUGUUUUUCACAUCGCGACAGGCUAA